UUUAGCGGAAGUUAAUGUCUUCUCAUGUGUUUCAACUCCUUUAAAGCAGAAAAAAAUACCCGUCUAUAAACUUUCUGUCGGUGUUUUGUGGACUGUCCUUCUCUUGGUAGAAGACACAUUGUUCCGACCAUAACAGGUGAACAUUUCCGCCUAAUUUUGUCUCGGUUCGUGAGACCGACCUGGUUCUGUCCAAACUGAGACCAGAGCCUCAAAAGACUGGGUUUGUCCUGGUGUGGAGGUGUUCUACAGCGUCUCCGUCCACGGCGUCUCCGUCCACUGUGUCUCCGUCCACGUGAUGGACCAGGACGGGGUUGUCUUCCACUGACACAAGAAGAAGAGCAGGAGGGGGUGGAGUCUCGUGAUGGAGCGCACUCAGUGUCUCCUUCUGGAUGAGGAGGCGGUCCGUCAGCUGAGCGACCACCAGAGGGCGGAGUUUAUCUUCUCAUGGCUGAGUCACCUGAAGAAGACCCUCCCCACCACAGACCGGGUUGCCAUCAGACAGAACCAGCGGCAUCUGGUGGAGCAGCUGUCGGCCGUUCUGAUUGGCUCCCCGGGUCCGCCCACCCGCUGGCUGCUCGCCCACUGCCUCGCCCUGCUGCUCCGCCUUGGAGACCCCCUCCCCGCCAGCCUAUUGGUCGAGAGGUGCAAUGACAUCAUCCGCAGCAAAGACGACUCUCCGUCAGGACUCCCGACCCGGCUUGCCGCCGUGGCCUGUCUGGGUUCUCUGUACCAACAGCUGGGGCGGAUGCUCAUCGCCUCCUUCAAAGACACGUUCUCCAACCUGAUGAAGGCCAUGAAGAACGCAGAGUCUCAGGGUCGGUAUGAGAUCAUGCUCUGUCUGGAGAAGAUCCUUUGUGGUUUGGGCGUCGGCGCCAUCUCCUGUCAUCGCGAUGUCUACAAGGCGGCGAGGACCUGCCUGACCGACCGCUCCAUGGCCGUCCGCUGCGCCGCUGCCAAGUGUCUCCUGGAGCUGCAGAGGGAGGCGGUCUUCCUGUGGACCUCAGAGUUGGACAACGUGGCCUCGCUGUGCUUCAGGGCCUUUGAAGGUUCCAGCUCCAGCGUGCGUGUGUCUGUGUCAGAGCUGUUGGGGACGCUGUUGGCUGCAGCCGUGGAGCCCCCGCCACAGCGCCUCGCAGCCCCCAGGCAGGGUGGGCGGGGUCGGACGUCCCUGGAGGAGGUGAUGGAUCUGUUGUUGGGGGGUUUCCUGAGGGGCGGGGCCGGGUUUCUGCGAGCCAGCGGAGACAUGUUGAAGGGGACGAGCUCCGUCAGCAAAGACAUCCGCAUGGGGGUCACACAGGCCUGUGUGGUCUUUGUCUCCUCCCUCGGUGCCUCCUGGUUGGAGUCCAACUUCUCCUCCUUCCUGUCCCUGCUCAUGGAGUUGGCAUCCCACGGUAAAGCAACUCAGACGGCGAGCGACGCCGUGGUGACGCGGCACUGCGUUUCCUUCAUCCUAAGGAGCACCCUGGGGUCUCUGCUGGGGGAGAAGGCCCAGACCAACGCAGCCAAACAGCUGUGUGUGUACGUGGCGGCGCACAAACGCACCAUCGACGCAGCCCUGAGCGACGGAAACGUGGAGAGCAGAGGUUCAUGUGCAGAUGUGUCGUCCAGUCAGCAUGUCCUGGUGUGUUGUCUGAUGGAGCUGGGAGCACUGGUCCAGGGUCUGGGGUCCACAGCAGGACCACUGGUGACAGACGCCUCCACAGGUCUUUUGGACUCGGUUGUCUCUGUCCUCCUUCAUCCUGCCUACUCGGCCCGUUUAGCCGCCGCCUGGUGUCUGCGCUGCAUCGCCAUGGCGAUGCCGUCCCAGUGUUCCUUGCUGCUGGACCGCUGCACCGAGCGUCUGGUGGCGCUGAAGUCGUCCCCUGAAGCCGUGUCCGGGUACGCAGCAGCUGUCACCGCCCUGGUGGCCGCAGUGCAGCAAUGCCCUCUGGGAAUUCCGAGCACCAAGGGGAAGGUGGUUCUGGGUCUGGCUGAAGACCUUCUCCGUUCCGCUGCUCAGAACAGUCGUAUCUCCCUCCAGAGGACUCAGGCCGGCUGGAUGCUCAUCUCCUCCCUCAUCACCCUGGGUCCAGCCGUGGUGGAGCUCCAUCUCCCUCGGCUCCUCCUCCUCUGUCGCUGUGUGUUUCCGGCGUCUCUGCGGGAGCAGGACAUGGAGCUGCGUCGAGGGGACUACUUUACGUGGCAGGUUACGUUGGAGGGCCGAGCCGGGGCACUGUGCGCCAUGAAGAACCUGCUGCUCCACUGCAGGAACCUGGUCACCGAUGACAUCAUCAGCCGUCUGCUCACACCAUUGGCCUGUUCUGUGGCCCUGCUUACCAAGUUGCCGGUUCUCCUCAGGUCCUACGGUUCCUCCAUCCGGACCUGGUCAGUCCUCUAUAGACUCCGAGUCUACGAGCUGCUGGUUAUGCUGCCGCCUCACAGUUACCAUGAGAGUUUCGGAUUGGUGAUGAACCAGCUGGUGUCGGACCUGUCGGGUCAGGACAACCUGAACCAGCCGUGUUCAGAGCUCACUCUGCUGCCGCCGCUCUGUCACCAUGACGACCUGCCGCCAAUCGGCCACGCCCUCCGAGACCCCGCCCACCACUACAUCGAGGAGCAGCUCCACGCCAGCAGUGUAGGCGGAGCCUCUCUGGACAAUGACCCCUUUAGUCUGUGCAACCCCGGCGACGAAGCUCCCGCUUCUCUUCCUCCUCCCAUCGCUCUGACCGCCGCGGCCGUCCAACUCUUUGGGACGCUGUUCCCUCACAUCAUCUCCGCUCAGAAAGUGAAGAUCCUGGAGCAGUUUGUGGAGACGGUGAACCAGGUCAAAGGUCAGCGACAGCAGACAGUCCAGACCCACGUGUGCGCUGCCCUCUGCAGUCUGCUCAAGGGUCUGGGUCCUCAGCUCCAGGCUGGUGUCCGUGGUCCUCUGGGUCCAGAGGACGUGCGUCCCCCCGCCCUGUCCCUCCUGUCGGGGGCGCUGGAGAGCAGUAGUCCUCUGCUGCGCUGCCUGGCGGCUGAAGGUCUGGCCCGUCUGGUCCAGGUGGUCAACGACCCCGGCUUCACCGUGUCCGUGUCCCUGCUCUGCUUUGACAGGUUGAAAACGGCGAGGGACGCAGCGUCUCGCAGCGGCUUGGCUCUGGCUCUGGGGGCACUGUACCGCUACGUGGGCGGGAUCAGCUCCCCUCAGCACCUGUCCACCUGUGUGGGCGUCCUGUUCACCCUUAGCCAGGACAGCACGUCCCCAGAGGUCCAGACCUGGUCCCUCCACAGUCUGUCUCUGGUGGUGGAUCUGUCUGGGGGUCUGUACCGGGUCCACGCAGAGCCCUCCUUCACGUUGGUGCUCCGCCUCCUGCUGUCAACUCCGCCCACUCACCCAGAGGUUCACCUGAGUCUGGGCCGCUGUCUGCAUGCGCUUACCACCUGCCUGGGUCCGGAUCUACAAGGUGACAGUGCGGCCGUUAUUCGGUCCAGUGUUCUGCUGGGUUCUGCUGUCAUGCAGGGUUCUCCAGACUGCCUGGUCCAGUCCAGAGCUGUGUCCUGUCUUCAGCAGCUCCACAUGUUCUGUCCUCCUCACGUGGACCUGUCCGGCCUCGUACCUGCACUCUGUGAGAUCUUAUUGGAUUAUUCUCUGUUGACUCACCUGUCCAGUUCUUACCUGUCUUUACGUGGUGCUGUCGUGGCCUGUUUGCGUCAGUUGGUCCAACGUGAAGCUCUGGAGGUUUCACAACUGGCUGUGACAGUGGUUAAAGAACUGAACAGAAGAGACAACACACAACUGGAUGUGACCAUAAAGGAGGUGGGUCUGGAAGGAGCCCUGUUCACUCUGCUGGACCAGGAGUCCGACCCGGGUCUGAGGAGGGAUAUCCAGGAGACGCUGGUCCACAUGAUGACGUCCAGUGCCACCACGGGGAAACUGGGACACUGGCUCAAACUGUGCAAGGAUGUCCUGUCGGCAUCCACAGACUGCCGGACCCCCAUGGAGGCCAGUCAGGAGGACGAGGAGGAGGCGGACCCCGGCCGCGACGACGACUCGUCUGUGUUCAGAGCGCGCUCAGACGGCGGCGGCCCCUUCACAGCGCUGCGUUGGGCCACGCGCCGCUUUGCCAUGGAGUGUGUGUGUCGAAUCAUCGCGCAGUGUGAGAGCGCUGACCCCGCCCACUUCGACAUGACGCUGGCCCAGGAGCGACGCCUCCACGAGUCCACGGACUUCCUGGUUCUCCAUCUGGGCGACCUGGUCCGGAUGGCAUUCAUGGCGGCCACUGACCACAGCGACCAGCUGCGCCUGGCGGGUCUGCAGACCCUACUGGUCGUCAUCAGACGGUUCUCAGACGUUCCUGAACCCGAGUUCCCCGGUCACGUGAUCCUGGAGCAGUACCAGGCCAACGUGGGCGCCGCCCUCAGACCCGCCUUCUCAGCCGACGCCCCUCCUGACGUCACAUCCAAAGCCUGUCAGGUGUGCAGCGCGUGGAUCGCCAGCGGCGUGGUCAGCGACAUCCGCGACCUGAGGCGCGUCCAUCAGCUGUUGGCGUCGUCGUUGGUCAAAGUUCAGAGUGGCAGAGACGGCAGCGUUCAGCUGUACAACGAGGCAGCUGCUACCAUGGAAACGCUGUCAGUGCUGAAGGCGUGGGCCGAGGUUUACAUCGUAGCGAUUCAGUCGAGCAGACAGAAGCAGAGCUCUGAUAGGCCGUCGGAGCUGUCUGCCUCCCCUGUGACCAACAACGGUUCGGGGGUGGAGUCUGGAGGGGCGGGGCUCCUGAAGCUGGUCCAAUCAGACCUGUCAACACUGAGUUGUCUAUGGCUGUCUGCGCUGCAGGACUACGCUCUGCUCACCCUCCCACCGGAGUACGCACCCCAGCUACCUGCAGCAGGGGGCUCCUUCUACACGGCAGAGACCGUCAACCAGUCCAGAGGUCACUACGCAUCAUCAUGGGCACCGAUCCUCCACGCCACCGCGCUGUGGCUCCACAGCACAGGGUUUGUGAUGACAGACGACACCCCCGUUAACCUGUCCAGACCGGCCACGCCCACCUCCAUGGGACACACCAGCUCUGUGGGCGGAGCCAAGAGUCCAGAGGACAUCAACACAGAGAGGCUGCAUCUGAUUCUGGGGAUCAGUGUGGAGUUCCUGUGUUCUCCACGUUCCGGGGACCAGAUGGAGAACAUCACUUCCUGUCUGCGAGCUCUGCAGGCGCUGCUCGACGUCCCGUGGCCUCGGGCCAGGAUCGGCCACGACCAGGCUCUGAGUGUGGAGCUGCUCGGCGUCCUCCACCGGCUGAUGGUCACCAGGGAGGCGGAGUCCGUCCAGCUCGCCGUGUUGGAUUUACUGCGACAGAUCGUCACAGCAGCGCAGGAGCACGUGAGGGAGAAACGCCACAGUGCAGAAGUGGAUGACGGCGCCGCAGAGAAGGAGACACUGCCGGAGUUUGGUGAGGGGCGAGACACCGGGGGUCUGAUCCCUGGGCGCUCGCUGGUGUUCGCAGCGUUGGAGCUCUGCCUCUGUGUUCUGGUCCGGAAACUUCCUCAGCUCAGCCCCAAACUGGCCGGAACCAGCCCGACCGGUCCUGGUGGGUCUGUGUGGACACUGUCGGACAGUGACUGCCGUCUGGUGUCCUCUGCUCUGUGUGUCCUCUCUGAGCUACCGUCCGUCUGCUCUCCUGAAGGCAGUGUGUCCAUCCUCCCCACCGUCCUCUACCUGCUGCUGGGUGUCCUCAGGGAGCUGGUCCACCAACCCAUGGUGACGGGCUCAGGGGGAGGAACAGGGGGCGGGGCCAGUCUGGUGGUCCAAUCGGCUCUGCAGGCACUGAAAACCGUCCUGACGUCGCCGAUGAGUCAACAGGAGAAGAGUCGUGGCGCCUGGAACCUGCUGCUGAGGUCAGCGCUGAACACGCUGCUGACGCUGUGGGAUGCCGGUGACCCCGGCGUCGCCGUGGACCAGGUCAGCCUCCUCACCGCCCUCACCAUCUUCCUGUUGUCCACCGGGCCAGACGUCUGCACCAUCAACCCUCUGCACACGCUCAGUCUGCAGCGAUUCACCGCCUGCAUGGACGCCAAAGACCCCGUGGUGGUGAGUCGAUGUUUCCAGCUCCUCGCCACCGUGUUCCAGGCUCCGCCCCCUGUUUCGGUCCCGUACAUUCAGAGUCUAGGUCCGCCGCUUGUCAGGUUCCUACAGAGGGUGGAGGGGCGUCGGCCUCAGAGUCCGGAUGAGUUGACAGGUGUCUUGGACGGGAUCCGGGCCAUGGAGGUCCUAGUCCAGGCGGCCGACGAGUCCCAGCGUCCUCAGCUCAUCACUGUGCUGCUGCCCCUCCUCAUCUCCUUCCUAUUGGAUGAAAACGCUCUUGGCUCUGCCCCCGCAGCGUCACGGUCCCUUCAUGAGGCGGCGCUGAAGGACCUGAUGCGUCUCGGACCGCAGCACUCGGCCGUGUUCAGGUCUCUGGUGUCCUCGUCUCCUCACCUGAAGUCUCGUCUUGAAGCCGCCGUCAAAGGGAACCAGGAGAGUCUGAACGCCAAAUCCGGCCCUGCCCACCCGAGCAGCCGCCAAGGCGCCGCCAAGGUGUCGCCCAGCAUCACGCUCAAAACCAACUUCCUGUGAGGCGUUCAAGGCCGGUGCUGACCACAGGACACCGUGGACACGUCCAUUGCGAUUCCUGCUGCUUUUACAGGUUUUUUCUGUGCGUUUUAGGCAAAGAAACGUAGGUUUUAAGGCAGUAACAGAACGAUCGAUGAGUUUAUCUGAUGUUAAAUCUAGAGCACAGGUGAGUUCAGGUUCCACAUUCAGACCCAUACGAUCAGAACCGGACCAGAACCAGAACCGUAAGAAACUCGAAAUAAUAAGUACUUUAUGAAACUGUGAAAAACAUGAAAUAUUAAAAAAACUGGUGAGGGGAGUGUGAUUUCAACAAUAUUAUUAUUAUUAUUAUUAUUAACAGCACAGUGGAUCUAAAAGACAGAAUAUUAAAGAAAAGGUAGAACAGUGGAACAAUUGCACACAUUCAUAUGUAAUCAGAUUGUUCGCAUUUUAUUAUUAUUAAAGGAUAGUUCGUAAAUGUAAAUAUUUACUUAAUUACAUUUUUUAAAAAAACAUUAAACCAAGAAGAUACGAUGGUGUAUUAGGUCACAUCGGAAAAAUAAAAACACUGUCACUACGACAAUAAAGUCAGAAUAUUAUCAGAAUGAAGUUGUAGUUUUAAAAAAAACCCAAAUUUAACGAAAUAAUGUCGUACUUUUAUGAGAUUAAAGCUGUAAUGUUUUUAAAAUAAAUUCUCAAUAGUGCGAUAAACAGUCCUCAUUUCUAAAUCUUACACAACAAACGAAGCACUUUCACUUCUGUUGGAGCGGACGACUAAUGCUAAUGUGUUGGUGGUGGGCAGGGCUAAUAGGCUCAGUAUUUGGUGGGCGGGGCUAGUAGGCUCAGCAUUAGGUGGGUUGGGCUAAUAGGCUCAGUAUUUGGCCAGUGGGUACAACUGUAUUCUGUAAUAUUAGGAUAUUUUUUUUACAAUACAGCUUUAUUUUAUAAAUAUUUGGACUUUAUUUCCAUUGUGACAGUGUUUUUAUUUUUUUUAUGGCCUUUAAACACUUUCUAUUUGUCCUUUUGUCCAGGUUCUUCUUCUUCUUUUCCUUUGGAUCAUUCUGCUCUGUUUGUGGAACCUGAACGUCUGGGAUCGUUCAUGUCUUCAGUGGCAUUUUUACAUUUCAUUAAUUCGUCCCGUGGACCGGAUCAGAUGAUUUGGCGGCCUGGUUUGGUCCACGGGCCGUAUUUUUGACCACAGCAGAACUGAAGGUGUUCAUCCAAACACGACGACACCAGUCGAUUAAAAACUAAAUCAUCUUCAUGGAACAAGACCUGGUGUGUUUGGAUGAAAACCUUCAGUCUGAUCAUUAGUCUG
Messenger RNA from Sphaeramia orbicularis (orbiculate cardinalfish), 7865 nucleotides. RefSeq names its product HEAT repeat-containing protein 5A-like. Gene Ontology annotation, biological process: intracellular protein localization; endocytosis; retrograde transport, endosome to Golgi. NCBI's taxonomy places the organism in Eukaryota, Metazoa, Chordata, Actinopteri, Kurtiformes, Apogonidae. The transcript has 42 exons. The record is from RefSeq and is a predicted model, not a curated record. Gene Ontology annotation, cellular component: endocytic vesicle; membrane; Golgi apparatus. Bases 362 to 6571 code for a protein of 2069 amino acids.